AUGUUUCCCACCUUCUCUGGGAACUCGCGGCGGCCGCGAAAUGUAAACAUGAGCGGCCAGAAGAAUCUCAAUCCCUUCGCCGCCACGUCCUGGACCCCGACGAGCUCCUCGAGCGCAUCCAAGACCGUCGCUGACGCCCAGGCCGAACGCAACAAGCGACAGCUCGAGAGGGAGAAACUCAAGGCUGCACAGUCCAUACAAAGAACAUGGAGGGGUCACACCGCGAGACGAAGCUUAAAGGACCAAAGACGGGGGACUCUUGACGCUCUUUACAACGAUCGAUCACAUGCCGAUUCGCGGACAACAGCAUCUGAAGCUCUUCCCUUGGUUGUUGCUGCCCUCGAUCCCCGAAGACCCGACGACCGGGCUCGACUCGAGCGUUUCGCCCAAGAUCUUCUUCAAAGCGACUGCUCCCUUGUCAAGUCAGAGGCAACGACAAGCGGGUCUCAAAUAAAGAGACUAACAAGCCAGCUGCUUGUUCUUCUGCGAAGUUCCGGCUACGACCAAAUUCCCCGUACCAGUUUUGAAGUGAUAAUACAAAUCCUUUCCACGAGAUUCGAAUCCGCGCACGAUUGUCUGGACAGUCUGUUCGAUAUCAUCGCGAAUUACUGUCGCAAUGGAGAGAUCAGGGAUGCAGAGAGUCUCUCGUUGCUAGAGCAAGCUAUCUUGGUGCCAAUAGUGAAGGACACGGGACGGCGUGCCUCGACCGCAUUUGCUCUGUGCUUCCUGACCCAGCCAAAUCUUGAGCUAUUUGAGGGCAAUGUUAGUGCAUUUGCAGAGAGAAUCGACACAGAGAAGGUGUCAGCUGGCAUAGUGGAAGACUUCGCCGCAGGUUGGGCCUCAACGCAGCAGACAGAUGCACGUUUAUGGCUUUUGGCUCACUUCAUUGCCCUGGGUAAUGCCACGGGAGACUCUUCACUCGGACCCUCGUAUUUGCACGCACUGUACACUCAGCUCUCAAGUCUGCACAUUGAGUUGAAGAAGUACCAUAUUGGCCACGCGACAACAGACUCUGCCAACCUCAAGAAACGCCUUCCACAUUUCAUAGAAAAGGCCAUCCGGUCUUUGGUUGAAAAAGAUGAGAUUUCCCAUGUCCUUGAAAGGUUCACUACGAACUUUGCCGGAUCAUCUCAGGAGGAAUCCAAAGAAGCGAGUCUGCUUGCCGCAUACAUCCUGACUUUGAUUCGAUGUUUCCCAGCGCUCAGCGACGACAUCCGCAUGAGGUUGUACCUCGCUGACAUACCGUCGUACCCGAACUCCGUCAAAUUCUUCUGGAACGCAAUGGCCCGUACGAGGAUGUUCUUGAGUGUCAUGACAGACGACCGAGGCACCACUCUUGAUCUACUCCAAGGAAAAGCAUCGAAACAGCUUACCCCUGUCAAGGACGAUGCAGUGUGGGAUCGCGAAUGGAGGACCAUACUGCUUUUCCUCGAACUCUACGUUUUUGUACUGCGGCUCACUGACGAUGAAGACUUCUUUUCUCCACUUAGUACAGCAAACCUAAAUUCCGGAGAGAUGUCUCGAUUACGACAAUGCAUGCUCACAUUGGACGAGCUCAAAAGUCUCACUUUAUUCUUGAGGAAUCUUGCUUUUACCCUGUACUACCACGCAAAUGAACUGCGCCAGCAUGCAUCGAAAAUCACCCCGCGCCAAAAUUCGACUGUACAAGAUUUAUUUACGGCCCAACAGAAGACGCCGCAGGGGACGGGCAAAACACACGACACGUACAGCGUGAUAUCCGGGGUGGACUUUGACACCUUCCGGGGUACUAUAACACAGGCGAUGCGCAUGGUCUAUGAACGCGAUUCCCGGCGGCGCUUCCUUCCACGCGACCAUUGGCUGAUGACCUCCAGAUUUGACAUGGAAGGUUUCAAGUCGGCCGUCGUGGCAGAAGACCAAAGGCAGCGGGAGCUCCAAGACGCUGAGAGUGACGAUGAGGACAUUAAGGUCGACGACGACAGCGACAGUGACGAGCAGGAUGCGUAUAUUACUUCGGCCUACACGUCACAGGCCUUACGCAACGCGCGCAUGGAGAGGAUGAGGGCAGCCCACAAGCAGGAACAGCGAAAGUUGCAGGCUGCCACUGUUGCGCCAAAACUUGAGAUUCUUCGCAAUAUGCCCUUCGUCAUACCCUUCGAAACAAGAGUCAAAAUAUUCCGCGAUUUUGUACACCUUGACAAGAUCAGACGAAGAGAUGGUCAUGUCGAAGCAGAUCAAUGGCGCAUGAGUCUGAUGCACACCGACCGAAGUCGAGAAGUCAUCGGGCGGCAUUCCGCCAAAGUGCGCCGAGGCAGGGUAUUCGAGGAUGCAUUCGAGCAUUUCUACAAGUUGGAAGAUGGCCUAAAGGAGCCAAUUCAGAUUACAUUUGUCGACCAAUUCGACAUACCGGAGGCAGGUAUCGACGGUGGAGGUGUGACUAAGGAGUUCCUGAUGAGUGCCACCAAGGAGGCCUUCACAGACGAUAAAAGCCUGUUCGCCGCCAAUAGCCAGAACUCACUCUACCCGAACCCGUGCGCGAUUGACCAGCGGCAACAGAAGCUUCGGGAGUCUGGAUCAAUCCCCGAGUCGGAGGAAUGGAGAGACACCAUGUCAGGCAUACUGGAGCAGUACGAGUUUCUCGGCCGAAUAAUUGGCAAAUGUUUAUACGAAGGCAUCCUGAUUGAUGUUGUAUUUGCCGGGUUCUUUCUGCUCAAGUGGGCAGCAUCAGCAUCUGACACAGGGUACCGGGCAAACAUCAACGACUUGAGGGAGCUUGAUGAGGAUCUUUACACAAAUAUGAUGAAGCUGAAGAACUACCCUGGCGACGUCUCCGAGCUCGGACUAGACUUCACCAUCGACGACCAAACCUCCAUGCCGAACGAGCCAGUCCGCAUCACAACGCGCAAGCUAGCACCAGACGGCGACAAGAUGACCGUCACUAAUGAGAACAAACUCCUGUACAUAAACUACGUGGCGCGGCACCGCCUGGUCGCGCAGCCCUCGCGUGUCACAAGAGCCUUUCUGACUGGACUGGGCGCCAUCAUCGAGCCGGCGUGGCUCAGCAUGUUCAACCAGUCGGAACUGCAGCGGCUUGUGGGUGGCGACUCGACCGAGAUCGAUGUGGAGGACCUGCGGCGCAACACGGUGUACUCGGGGCUGUACCAGAUCGGCGACGACGGCGAGGAGCACCCGGUGAUCAAGAUGUUCUGGGAGGUGCUACACGGGCUCAAGGACUCGGAGCGGCGCGACGUGCUCAAGUACGUGACGUCGACUCCGCGGGCGCCGCUGCUUGGGUUCGGGCAGCUGCGUCCGGCGUUCAGCAUCCGCGACGGUGGGCAGGACACGACGCGGCUACCGAGCGCGAGCACGUGCGUCAACCUGCUCAAGCUGCCCCUCUACAACUCGGCGGCGCAGCUGAGGGACAAGCUACUGUACGCGGUGAGCUCGGGGGCCGGGUUUGAUCUGAGCUAG
Molecule: messenger RNA, 3450 nt
Organism: Diaporthe amygdali
Lineage: Eukaryota; Fungi; Ascomycota; Sordariomycetes; Diaporthales; Diaporthaceae
Product: HECT-domain-containing protein
Exons: 3
Coding region: 1-3450 (1149 amino acids)
Biological process (GO): ubiquitin-dependent protein catabolic process; protein polyubiquitination
Molecular function (GO): protein binding; ubiquitin protein ligase activity
Source: RefSeq, a predicted model, not a curated record